This is a messenger RNA of Plasmodium vivax (malaria parasite P. vivax), 3258 nucleotides long. RefSeq lists its product as hypothetical. Bases 1 to 3258 code for a protein of 1085 amino acids. Lineage: Eukaryota; Apicomplexa; Aconoidasida; Haemosporida; Plasmodiidae. The record is from RefSeq and is a predicted model, not a curated record. The transcript has a single exon.
AUGACAGAAGGAGAGAAAGGAAGCGUAGACGUGGACCCUUGCAAGGAAGACCCACAUGACUACUACCAAAAGGAAAAUGAGAAAAACCAAUUGGACAAGUACCUAAUAAAAAUGGGAGACCUUACUAGGAGGAGUAGCCUUCCUGAGGACAGAGAUUUGUACAGAGCAAAAUAUGAUGUGAUCACUACAGAUUCUAUUUCCACGACGACGGAGGAAGUUUCCUGUCUUUGCCCCCUCGAGGGGAAGGGCGACGAUAAGGACACGAUGCGUUUUUCGGAGGAGGGAGAGUACGGGGGUGCUUCCCUCGACCUGACGCUGGAUGAUCAGCAGUCCACCAAAGUUGACAACGGGGGGAGUAGCGGCAGCAGCGGUAGCAGCAGUGGGAGGAGUUCCGGGGGGAGAAGCGCCGGCACGAGGAGUGUCCAUGUGAGAAGUGGCCAUGUGAGAAACGGCGAUGUGAGACGCGGCAGCGUGAGUAGCCUCGGCAAAACCGUUUGGGCCAUGGGAAGUGCCGCGGCGAGUGCGCGCAAAAUGGACGCGCCGAAAUUUUGUGACGAUAAGGAUUUGUACCCGGUUGAUUGCGGCAAACUGGGAAGACAUAGCGAAUCAUUUUUAAUUAACAAAAGUGAAAUGAGCAAAGGGAAGGAGGACCCAUGCGAGAGUUUAUCCUCAGUUAAGACCCCCUCGAGUGGCAGCACUACCCACCAGGCGAAUGGCAGGCUGCACGACUAUGCAAGCGUGCUAAGUGGAAAGGAACACGAAAGCAGUAAUUACAGUCUGAGGCAGAAUACGCAUAUGACCGAAUUGUCAAAUGAAAGCACCCCUUCGUUCCGCCCACAUGGCGGCUACCCUCCCUUCGUCGCCAAUCAAGUGAACCAUAUGAGCAGUAGGAAUAGUGCCCCCCAUAUGUUUAAUGGGAUUAAUAUAGGUACUACAGUCGGAGGGCAGAAAAACCCCGGAGCAGACGGGAAUUAUACGAGGAUGGUCCUUCGAGGACAUCCCAGCCUUAUCAAUUGUGUGCAUAAGAGUGGAAAUAAAAAUAGCCUAAACGCUUUGCAUUUGAAGAAUGGCGGCCGGUGUACCCAUGGGGUGGGUCAGGAAGGCAGGGGGGGAAGUCCCCCUCUGGGGAGUAACGUCAAACUGAUAAGAGGAGCAGCCGAUCUGGAAAGGUUCGUCGGAAAUGUGGGUGGUGGGAGAAGCGUCAACGGGGUGAGAAACCAGGAAGUGGCUCGAAAUGGGGAAGUUUUAAGAAACCAAGAAAUGGCUCGAAGUGGGGAAGUUAUGAGAAAUGCCAACAGCUGGAGAGGCAGCAAGGGGGGCGCGCACAGCUUGGCUUUCAGCGGAGCAAGCAACAAUAUGCGCAACAUCAGUCGCACGGAAAAUUUGAAGAGCCUAAGCAGCCAGAACAGCGGCAUGUACCACCUGAGUGUGAGGAUGAAUAAGCUGAGGAGUAACACAGCUGUGUUGAGUGACCCGCGGGAGGCUCCCCCCAUGUUGGCGGUACAAGCAGUGCCACCAGUGCAGACAGCAAUGCCACCGGUGCAGACGACAGUGCCACCGGUGCAAACGACAAUGCCCCCGGUGCAGACAGCAAUGCCACUGUUGCAUGGUACACAACACCCCAUGCAUGCAGCUCAUCCGCUACACGUAGCGGCGCACCCGAUACACACAGCAGCGACGGGCACCCCCAAGAAUGCCAUGCACCUGUUGGAAGGGAACCCAAAUUACAGCCCCAAAGUUGAGGAUAAAAAGAAACUAACUACUGUCAGUGGGGGCGACGUGAAAGUGCCAACGAUGACGCAUCCGCAUGUGAAGAGCAGCGUGGAGAGCGCGAACAUGAGAUUUAAUUCGAGCAGGUUUCUCAGUAGAAGCUGCUUUGGUGGUGGCCAUACGGUGGUGGAUUCGUUUAGGGAGGGUCCCCAGCGCGUGGGCAGAAGUCUCAGCUUCAUGGGCGUGAGUCUCGACAGGGACGUGGGUCCGCCCUUCCAAGGGGUGGUGGGGGGUCCCAGUGGCGGCCGCCUCCCAGGCAGCGCGCUGCCGAUUCGGGGUGACACCAGGAGGGGCAGCUUUAGUGGGGGCGUCGGCGUAAACGUGAGCGUACCGUUUGGGGGACCACUUACUGGACCGCUUAGCGGACCGCUUGGCGGCCCGGGUAGGGACUUCCCCGUGCACACCUGCAAAGGGGUGAUGAAGAACCCAAUCGAUAGCAGCUCUGUCAAUGGCGGCAAUUGCGGCAAUUGCGGCAAUUGCGGCGGUUACGGCGGCUGCGGCAGUUGCGGCGGCUGCGGGAUGGCCAUCCUGAAAAACCUGCAGAGCAGACAGAGAGGCCUAACCGGGCCGUAUAAAAAAAUAAAUGAAGAGCAGUGCAAGGUGCUAAAGACGGUGGCACAGCGGAGACACUUGCUUGGCUACAAACAAAUGAGCAACUGGAUGAGUGCGUUUGAGAGUAAAUGUCGAGGGAAGAAUGAUAAGAGGAGACCAUCCGCAACGUCCUCCCUGAGGAGUGGCAUACCCAAGCCGAACGAUAAGAUGAGCAAGGAAAAGGAAGCGCAGCUACUUGACGUAAUGGUGAAGGAAGCGAGUAAAACCAUUGGUGGAAAAAAAAGAAGAGCCCUGUCCACCAAAUUUGAAAUAAAAACGUUCCUUCUUAACACAGUGAAGGCCAUCGGAAUUGUGCAAACCAAGUGGAAGCUCAAAGACUUCGGGAUGCAUUUCUGGUUUCACAUUAAAUGCAUUGAAAAGGAAAGGGACCUCAAUUUUUAUGUAAAAUUUUUUGAUGCCCUGUUUCAAAUAAUGACUGGAAAAGGAAUUUACUUUCAACCCAACGAUUUGAAUUUCCUGGUGAAUCUUUUUAAGGAGUUUCGCAUUUACGAUUGUAAAAAUAUUUUGAGGACAAGCUUAAGAGCACUGAACAGGUACGCCAGGAGGAACUCCAAAGAUUUUUCUAUCCUGGACAAUGACGAGGACAUCCUGGAUGUGAACAGGGCGCUGUUGCUCGGAGGGGCGUCGCCAACGGUAGCGGAAGAGGCAGCCAACACCGCAGUGGAAGGCGAAGCGGCCGGGGCGGGCACAGCCAUUCGCCCCCCCCCGAGCGGCGGCAACUUUUUCGAUUUCCUGUUUGGCUCUCUCAAGGAUAACCACGACGCGCUGCAGAAGGUGGGGCAGGAGAAAUUGUACCUCUCCAAUGUGUUUGCCAAUUUUAACGAGCUGAACUAUGGCGAGCUGUUCCAUUUGUUUCUGAGGAGGAGUGGGAGGUGA